CGAGAGGACUCUCGGUCCUCUUCAUCGACAAACUCGCCCGCCCCAGCCGACAACGAAGAGUCCGACUUCUUCCUCGGUGCCAACGACUCUCAGUCCUCCCUCGGCGUCCCAAACUUCCAAGACAUGCAAGUCGACGACUCGUGCUGGCCGCCCGUCAACCGGCUGCCCAACGAGAUCCUCAUCGGCGUCUUCUCCAAGCUGAGCUCGACCUCGGACCUGUACCACUGCAUGCUCGUGUCCAAGCGAUGGGCUAGAAACGCCGUUGACCUGCUGUGGCAUCGGCCCGCAUGCUCCAACUGGAAGAAUCACCACAGCAUUUGUCAGACGCUUGGUCUGGAGCACCCGUAUUUCCACUAUCGCGACUUCAUCAAGCGCCUCAACCUCGCUGCCUUGGCCGACAAGGUCAACGAUGGCAGCGUCAUGCCCCUCGCCGUCUGCUCCAGGGUGGAGCGCCUGACGCUGACCAACUGUCGAGGUCUGAGCGACACUGGCCUGAUUGCCCUCGUCGAGAACAGCUCGUCUCUGCUGGCUCUGGACAUUUCCAAUGACAAGCACAUCACCGAGCGGUCCAUCAACGCCAUUGCAACGCACUGCAAGCGUCUGCAGGGCCUCAACAUCUCGGGCUGCGAGAACAUCUCCAACGAAAGCAUGCUUACCCUGGCCCAAAACUGCAGAUAUAUCAAGAGACUGAAACUAAACGAAUGCGUCCAACUGCGCGAUAACGCCGUGCUUGCCUUUGCCGAGCACUGCCCAAAUAUCCUGGAGAUUGAUCUCCAUCAGUGCGUCCAGAUCGGAAAUGGCCCCAUCACAUCUCUUCUGUCCAAGGGAAACAGUCUCCGCGAGCUCAGAUUGGCCAACUGCGAGCUGAUUGACGACGACGCCUUCCUCUCCCUGCCGCCGACCCAGGUCUACGAGCACCUACGGAUCCUCGACUUGACCUCUUGCAGCCGUCUCACCGACGCAGCCGUUGGCAAGAUUAUCGAUGCUGCGCCUCGCCUGCGAAACCUGCUUUUGUCCAAAUGCCGCAACAUCACGGAUGCCGCCAUCCACUCCAUUGCCAAGCUCGGCAAGAACCUCCACUAUGUGCACCUCGGCCACUGCAGCCAGAUCACCGACGAGGGUGUUAGUCGCCUGGUGCGAAGCUGCAACCGCAUCCGCUACAUUGACCUGGGAUGCUGCACGCUUCUCACUGAUGCGUCCGUCAGGUGCCUUGCCGGGCUGCCCAAGCUCAAGCGCAUUGGCCUGGUUAAAUGUAGUAGUAUUACGGAUGAGUCCGUCUUUGCGCUUGCCGAGGCUGCAUAUCGUCCGCGGGUUAGGAGAGAUGCCAAUGGCAUGUUUUUGGGCGGCGAGUAUUUUGCCCCCAGCUUGGAGCGAGUCCACCUCAGCUACUGCGUCAAUCUGACUCUCAAGAGCAUCAUGAGGCUACUUAACUCGUGCCCCCGUCUCACCCAUCUUAGCUUGACUGGCGUGGCAGCAUUUCAACGAGACGAAUUCCAGCCCUUUUGCAGAACAGCACCACCUGAGUUUACGCAACAUCAGCGGGACGUCUUCUGCGUCUUUUCUGGAAACAUGGUGUCCAAGUUCCGCGAAUACUUGAACACUGCACCACAAUUUGCAGAUCUCCGAGAUGGCUUCUUUCAACGACAUGCCGGUCGUAUGAGAACAGUUCCACACCGACCCAGCGGAUUACCCGCGAUUCCGCCCACCGAAGGCGAGGGUUUUGAUGACGACAUGGCCUACGAAGAUAAUGACUUUGAGGGGUUGGACGCAAGCGAAAUGGUUGUAGAUGUGCAG
Trichoderma virens Gv29-8 is the source of this 1794-nucleotide messenger RNA. RefSeq lists its product as uncharacterized. Gene Ontology annotation, biological process: SCF-dependent proteasomal ubiquitin-dependent protein catabolic process. Lineage: Eukaryota; Fungi; Ascomycota; Sordariomycetes; Hypocreales; Hypocreaceae. The record is from RefSeq and is a predicted model, not a curated record. The transcript has 4 exons. Gene Ontology annotation, molecular function: protein binding. Gene Ontology annotation, cellular component: SCF ubiquitin ligase complex. The annotation marks the transcript as partial.